Dendrobium catenatum is the source of this 1939-nucleotide messenger RNA. RefSeq names its product putative dual specificity protein phosphatase DSP8. Gene Ontology annotation, biological process: protein dephosphorylation. The coding region runs from base 335 to 1303 and encodes 322 amino acids. NCBI's taxonomy places the organism in Eukaryota, Viridiplantae, Streptophyta, Magnoliopsida, Asparagales, Orchidaceae. Gene Ontology annotation, molecular function: protein tyrosine/serine/threonine phosphatase activity; phosphatidylinositol-4,5-bisphosphate 5-phosphatase activity. The transcript is spliced from 6 exons. The record is from RefSeq and is a predicted model, not a curated record.
GGGAUUGGAUAGUGGACAAGCGUCCUUCACUUCUCGUUUCCGUAGGUUUUCUGUCAAGAGAUAGGAAGAAGAAAGAGAGGGGAAGCGUGAACCUGCAAAGGGAAACUCAGAGAAGGGUGAUCGAAAUCGAAUAGCUUGUGGUCUCCGGCUCCGAUUCGAUCCCUAUUUGCCAGGAAACCUAUGGUUUUUUUUUUUCAUCCUUUAUCUCCCGCUCUGAAUCAAGGCCUUCGAAUCUUGAGCUAGUACAUCGGGUCUCGGCUCUCCGUGAUGCUGAGAAGCGAAAUUAGGGUUUGUUGAACUGAAAUUGUAUUUAACUUGGACUUUGGAUUUGGAGAUGCGUAUCCUGGAGUUGGAAGAGGGAAGCGAGGCAGAGGAGCCGGUGUCGGGGUCGGUGGAUGAUGGCAGGAUCGGAGUGUUCAAUCCGAAGAGGGCGAUGGUAGGGGUCGGGGCGAGGUUUCUCUUCUAUCCCACGCUUCUUUAUAAUGUUCUGAGGAAUAAGAUCCAGGUGGAGUUCCGCUGGUGGGACGAGGUUGAUCAGUUUUUGCUGUUAGGUGCUGUUCCUUUCCCUGGAGAUGUUCCUCAUCUAAAGCAGCUCGGUGUGGGGGGAGUGGUCACUUUGAAUGAACCCUAUGAGACAUUAGUGCCUACAUCCCUUUUUCAUGCUUAUGGGAUUGAGCAUUUGGUGUUACCAACUAGAGAUUACUUAUUUGCUCCAGCUUUUGGGGAUAUAUGUCGGGCUGUAGAUUUCAUUCACAAGAAUGUAUCUUGUGGGAAAACUACUUAUGUUCACUGUAAAGCUGGGCGUGGACGCAGCACAACUAUUGUUCUCUGCUACCUGGUAAAAUACAAGCAAAUGACACCUAGUGCAGCAUUUGAGCAUGUCAGAAUUGUUAGGCCGAGAGUUCUCUUGGCUUCAUCACAGUGGCAGGCUGUACAAAAAUACUACCAUCUUGCGGUGGAGAAACAUAAUAAUUCCUACAAUAAUUUGGACAACUCUUUCCCAUCAUCAUUAAGCCUCAUUUCCACCUCCCCACACCAUCCAACUCUCGAAGACAGCUCCUUUGUAAUGAUAUCAAAAUCUGAUCUUGAUGGAUACGUUGGGAACAGCAGCCUAUGGGCAGAACUGAGCUUAGUUUACAGGAUGCAAUUUGCAAGUCAAGCAGCUAUUGCAAGGCUUUCAUGCCUCUGGCUCCGUUGUCAUGAUAAUAAGAAGCGGGGAGUCGAGAGCUGCUCUCUUGAGGCUGAUCAGAUGGGAAUGAUUGGGCUCCCCUGCCUGAUGAGUGGAGUGGUAGUGAAAUUGUGAACAGAGAGUAUUGCACAUUUUUAAGCACAUAUGUCUCUUUAUCUUUGCCUUCUUAUGUUUAGUCACCAAGUGUCAAUAAACGCCUCUUUUCUCUUUCAAACUUGCUGAUGCUGAGGCGUCUACCUGUAAGGCUUCGUUUGGAACGACUCUCUUACUGCUUCUUAAAGUAGCUUUCUAGUACAAAUUUUUUUAUUUUUAUACUAAAAAGCUGAUUUAAGAAGCAAUAAAAAAGUCGUCCCAAACGAACCCUAAGUCAUCUAUCAGCAAGUGAUGCUAAGGCCUCGUUUGGGAUGGCUUUCUUACUGCUUCUUAAAGCAGCUUUAUUGUAAAAAAAUUUAAUUUUUGUACUGAAAUGUUGCUUUAAGAAGCAGUAAAAAGGCCGUCCUAAAUGAAACCUAAGUCAAUUAGCAGGUCGGUUACUUGUAUCAAGUAUGUAUAUAAGGGGUAACAAUUCAAGGACCAUACGUUUUGAAUCUUUAAUAGCAGUUUUACUAGUCUGUCGUAAACCCGAUUUUUGUAUUUAUUAUUCUCUUUUGGAAGAAAUUGGGUCAGGAUAGUAUGGGCUUCAAAUGUUGGUACUAGUAUGGAAUACUAGUCUCAUACGAAGUGAAUAUAUAUGACAGGGAGUAUUAAAUA